AGUAGAUUCCAAGGUUUACGCCCACUUUUCAUCUCCGCGCGUUAGACUGCGCGUAGAUUGUGGUAGAUAAGAGCAUAUAAUAUGAUGCGCUCCCCUUCUCUGUUGGAUUUGAGGUUUGUAGGCUCUCAGAUUUGGAACUAAUUUCCUCGGUGACGAGGUCAGAGAAGACUAUCUUCAUAUUAGAGGUAGCUUCUCCAGCACGAUGAAGACGACGAUGUCACUUCUCCAACGGGCUGUGGCCACCCUUCUCACGAUCACCAGUGUCUCAGCUCAGACAAUUGCCCAGAUUAACGGUGACCGCUUCUUAUCGGCGCUCAAUGGCCAGAGCGUGAGUAAUGUGACGGGAAUCGUGACAGCGAAGGGGCCCGACGGCAUCUGGAUUCGAUCUAUAAAGCCAGGACACGAUAAGCGCGUCUCGAACGGCCUGUAUGUGUACGGGUCAGCACUCGCCAAGAAUACUAGUAUUAGUGUUGGGGACGUUAUUGUUGUGGACGGCAAAGUAAGCGAGUAUCGCUCUAACAAGAAUUAUCUGUACAUGACAGAGCUCGCGUCGCCGAAAGUAGCAGCGAUUCUAGAGCACGGGAAGAAUGUCGAUCCAAUCGUAAUCGGCAAAGGGGGCCUCUGUCCACCCACGAGAGAAUAUUCCGGUCUAGAUAAGGGGGAUGUGUUUGCGGUGCCUAACAACCAGAGCUUGGUUUCGGUCGAGAAUCCUCAACUAGAACCGGAAUUAUAUGGCUUGGACUUCUGGGAGAGUCUGAUGGGUGAAUUGGUCACAAUUGAGAACCCCCGUGCUGUAGGGCGCCCGAAUCAAUACGGUGACACUUGGGUCGUUGGAGACUGGAGAACUACAGGAGAUAAUGAUCGAACCGGUCUUACAGUUUCCUCCGGAGACGGCAACCCAGAGGCCAUAAUAAUCGGCAGCCCGCUCGAUGGUUCGGAUAACCCGACGGACACACGGCUAGGCGACCACCUCGAAACCAUCACCGGCGUCGUGUUCCAAGCCUUCGGGUUCUACCGCAUCUUACCUCUAACAAACAUAUCCAUCAUCCAAUCCCUAGCCCCAGAAGUCCCGGGACCAACCUCCCUCCUCAGCGACGGCACAUGCGGCGGCAUCACAAUCGGCAGCUACAACAUCGAGAACUUCCACGCGGGGGACACCGCGCACGUCCAGGCCGUCGCAAAGCACAUCGUCGAGUUCCUGCACACCCCAGACCUCCUCGCCAUCCAAGAAAUCCAAGACGACAGCGGCCCCACCGACGACGGCGUCGUAGACUCAGACAAGACCCUCGACGCGCUCGUCGCAGCCAUCAGCAGCACCAGCAGCGUCGCCUACAACUACACCUACAUCAGCCCCCUAAACGACAUCUCCGGCGGCGCCCCCGGCGCCAACAUCCGCGUCGCGUACCUCUACCGCGCAUCCGUCCUGCAACUCCGUAACCCGGAAAAAGGGAACGCGACAGCGGCAAACGAGGUCUUGCCCGGUCCGGAGUUGAGAUAUAACCCGGGCUACGUGGACCCCGCGAACGCGGCGUGGACCGAUAGCAGGAGGCCGUUGGCGGCGGCGUGGGAGAUGGUGGGAGGCGAGGGAAGGACCCUGUUUACGGUCAAUGUGCAUUGGACUUCGAAGGGCGGGAGCACGUCGUUGCAUGGCGAUGCGAGACCGCCUGUUAAUGGGGGCGUGGGGGGGAGACGGGAGCAGGGGGUGGUUACGGCUACCUUCAUCGCCGCCCUCCUCGCCAGCGAUCCCGCCGCACACAUCGCCGUCCUAGGGGACUUCAACGAAUUCGCCUUCGCCCAGCCCAUCGCCGACUUCGCGCGUCUCUCCGGCCUCGAGGACCUCGAUGUCGUCGCUGGCGUUGCGGAACAGGAGCGGUAUACGUAUCUCUACGAUAUGAAUUCCCAGGAACUGGACCAUGUGUUCGUAAGCCCGGCGUUGGCGGCGCGGACGAAAGGGUUCGAGCAUGUUCAUGUAAAUACUUGGGUUGCGUAUGGGGAUAUGACUUCGGAUCAUGAUCCUAGUGUUGGGAUGUUUGAUAUUUGCUAGGCUACUGGGUAGAUGGGUUAGGGGAAGGGGGUAAUGUGGUUGGGGGAUUUUGUAUACUGUUGGUGUUACUUGAGUUAUGUGACACGAAGUAAUGGUAAAGGGUAUAUUGACGAGUAUACUGGUAACUCAUCUAGGGUCUAUACUAGGUACGUAUUCCUAUAGUAUUGGAAUGUACCCCAUCCUAAGACUAUUCCAGCCCCUGUUCUUGAACCCCUAAUUCGCUAUAGGGUCGUCAGUUUAAAGGAAUGCUAGGAAUAUAUCCAUGAAUGCAACUACAUACAUGCUCUCCAUCACAACGAGCAUAUAGGCUAUGAAGAGUGCCGUUGGACAUAUAAAAAAAACUCUUUAUCCGCGCCAUCAUCCCUAGCCGCGCCGUUUACGGAUUUUGGCGGCGGUUA
Annulohypoxylon maeteangense is the source of this 2442-nucleotide messenger RNA. Its product is annotated as DNase I-like protein. The transcript is spliced from 2 exons. Gene Ontology annotation, molecular function: catalytic activity. Bases 203 to 2044 code for a protein of 613 amino acids. Lineage: Eukaryota; Fungi; Ascomycota; Sordariomycetes; Xylariales; Hypoxylaceae. The record is from RefSeq and is a predicted model, not a curated record.